AGGGAGUGGGUUGGUUCCUGCAGGAGGUAGAUCCUGGUUUAUCUUGUACUUCUUUGGUUUGGAGAAAUGAAACUCAUCCUUGAAGGAAAGGGUCUGAAAGCCUGCUGCUGUUGGGAAUAUUGUUUGAUGCAGUGGCUGGUGGGUUGGCUUGGGGGCUUAUCAGCGGUGCCUCAACUGCAGAGAGUCGAUGAAGAGGCGGUGGUGGAUCAAGGUGGGACCAGUAAUGUCAUCAAUAUUCAUUAUGAGAAAGAAGAGCUGGAAGGGCACAGAACACUGUACGUUGGGGUACGGAUGCCUUUGGUGAGACAAAGCCACAGACAUCACAGGAAUCAUGGCCAAAAACAUAGGAAACGAGACCGGGCGAAGGGAACCAUUCAAGAAGAGCAGGAAUCUCAUGACACCCCGUCUCAGCGAGUUCAGUUUAUCCUUGGUAUGGAGGAGGAUGAGGAGCAUGUUCCCCAUGAUUUGUUCACAGAGCUGGAUGAAAUCUGUGUGAAAGAAGGGGAAGAUGCAGAAUGGAAGGAAACGGCCAGGUGGCUGAAGUUCGAAGAGGAUGUGGAGGAUGGAGGAGAACGCUGGAGCAAACCCUAUGUUGCGACACUUUCAUUACACAGUCUCUUUGAACUGAGGAGUUGCAUCAUGAACGGGACUGUCCUUCUGGAUAUGUGCGCCAACAGCAUCGAGGAAAUUGCAGAUAUAAUCCUGGAUCAGCAAGAACCAAGCAGUGACUUUGAUGAAAGCAUGAGAGAGAGACUCCGGAAUGCCCUCUUAAAAAAGCAUCAUCACCAGAACGAGAAGAAGAGGAACAACCUCCUUCCGAUUGUCCGAUCUUUCACUGACGUCAGCAAGAAGCAGUCGGAUCCACACUUAUUGGACAAAACGGCAAUGCACACGCUGUCUACUCAACCUGGCACUACCAAUCUAGAAGUUAAAAACGGAGUGACCCAGGACACUAGUCCUAUGGAUUUAAGUAAGGCGGAGCUUCAUUUCAUGAAGAAAAUUCCUACUGGAGCAGAAGCUUCCAAUGUUCUAGUCGGAGAGUUGGAUUUCCUCCUUCGUCCCAUGGUGGCGUUCGUGCGUCUGACGCCAGCCGUCCUUCUCUCAGGCAUGACGGAAGUCCCGAUCCCAACAAGGUUCUUAUUUUUCUUGUUGGGACCAGAAGGGAAAGCACAUCAGUACCAUGAGAUUGGCAGGUCAAUGGCUACCCUCAUGACAGAUGAGAUUUUCCAUGACGUUGCUUAUAAAGCCAAAGACCGUGCUGACCUUGUAGCUGGUAUUGAUGAAUUCCUGGAUCAGGUGACGGUAUUGCCUCCUGGAGAAUGGGAUCCAUCGAUUAGAAUUGAACCACCGAAAUAUGUACCUUCCCAGGACAAGAGGAAGCUGCCAUGUGUCCCUAAUGGCACUGCUUGCCAUACUGAGCCAGAACAGCACAGUGGACCCGAACUUGAACGAACAGGAAGGCUCUUUGGUGGUUUGAUCAUGGAUGUAAAACGAAAAGCUCCUUGGUUCUGGAGUGACUUCAGGGAUGCUCUGAGCUUGCAGUGCUUGGCGUCUUUCCUCUUCCUAUACUGUGCCUGCAUGUCCCCCGUGAUUACCUUUGGGGGGCUGCUUGGAGAAGCGACCGACGGACAAAUAAGUGCAAUAGAAUCCUUAUUUGGCGCCUCGAUGACUGGAGUUGUGUACUCUCUGUUUGCUGGACAACCCCUCACUAUCUUAGGAAGUACCGGACCGGUGUUGGUGUUUGAAAAGAUUUUGUUCAAGUUCUGCAAAGACUACGCACUCUCCUACCUUUCCCUGAGAACCAGUAUUGGAUUGUGGACUGCUUUCCUGUGCAUCGUCCUUGUGGCAACAGACUCCAGCUCCCUAGUACGCUACAUCACUCGCUUUACUGAAGAAGCGUUUGCUUCUCUGAUCUGUAUCAUUUUCAUCUACGAAGCUCUAGAGAAACUGAUUAAGCUAGGGGCAACCUACCCUGUCCACAUGCACAGUCAGCUCAACCACCUUACCUUCUACUACUGUAAAUGUGCUGCUCCUGAAAAUCCCAGCAAUCAAACCCUACAGUUCUGGAGCGACAGGAAGAUUGUCCCUUCUGCGAUUGAGUGGGCAAACCUCACUGUCAGUGAAUGUCGGAAAAUGCGUGGUGAAUUUACUGGACCUGCCUGUGGGCACCAUGGCCCCUAUACGCCAGAUGUCCUCUUCUGGUCGUGCAUUCUCUUCUUCGCCACCUUCAUCAUGUCUGGUGCACUGAAGAUGUUUAAAACCAGCCACUAUUUCCCAACAAGAGUACGAGCCAUGAUAAGUGACUUUGCUGUUUUCUUAACUAUCCUCACUAUGGUGACUUUUGAUUUCUUAAUUGGAGUCCCAUCACCAAAGCUACAAGUUCCCAGUGUCUUCAAGCCGACAAGAGAUGACCGUGGGUGGAUUAUUAGCCCGAUAGGACCCAAUCCCUGGUGGACGGUGUUAGCAGCUCUCAUCCCAGCUCUUCUCUGCACCAUCUUGAUAUUCAUGGACCAGCAAAUCACUGCUGUUAUCAUAAACAGAAAGGAGCAUAAACUCAAGAAAGGAUGUGGUUACCACUUGGACCUUCUGAUGGUUGCAAUAAUGCUUGGUGUGUGCUCCGUGAUGGGGCUGCCCUGGUUUGUUGCUGCAACUGUUCUAUCCAUCACCCAUGUGAACAGCCUUAAACUAGAGUCUGGCUCCUCAGCUCCAGGAGAACAACCGAAAUUUCUCGGGAUACGAGAGCAAAGAGUCACUGGCCUCAUGAUCUUUGUGCUUAUGGGCUGUUCCGUCUUCAUGACUGCUGUGUUAAAGUUUAUCCCGAUGCCUGUGCUUUAUGGUGUGUUCCUUUACAUGGGCGUUUCUUCACUCGGAGGAAUUCAGUUCUUUGAUCGCCUGAAGCUGUUCGGAAUGCCAGCAAAACACCAGCCCGACUUUAUCUACUUACGGCACGUCCCCUUGCGAAAAGUACAUCUCUUCACCGUGAUCCAGCUGACGUGCCUUGUUUUACUCUGGGCCAUUAAAGCUUCUCCUGCUGCCAUCGUCUUUCCCAUGAUGGUCUUGGCUCUGGUCUUUGUCCGCCAAGUCAUGGAUUUCUGUUUCUCGAAGCGGGAGCUCAGCUGGCUCGAUGACCUUAUGCCAGAAAGCAAGAAGAAAAAACUGGAUGAUGCCAAAAAUAAAGCCAAGGAAGAAGAGGAGUCUCAGAAAAUGAUGGAAGCUGCUGAAGCAAAUGUAAUGCAGUUACCAUUGGGGAAAACGAAAUAUAUGACUGUUCCAGCACGAAAUAACAAUACCAGGCAGAAUCAAGUGGCUGACAUGUCCUGAAAUGAAAGUGACGUGAGGUUUAUCACCCCUUCCUCAUGGGAAAACCCAUUGAAGCCAAGACCUGGUGGUGGAUGGGAAAACAAGGUACUUUUAAAUUUUGUGAGGAAGUGCAGCUUGUGGGUAGGGCACUGAACUGGGAUGUGGGAGGCCUGAAUUCUAUGCCUGGCUCUGCCAUUGGCCUGCUGGUUGACGUUGGGCCAACUGAUUCCAUUCCCCAUCUGGGAAAUGGUGAUUAUCUCCUUUUGUCAAGUGCUGUGAGAUUUGCAGAUGGAAAGCGUGAUGUAAUAUUAUUGUGGAUCCUACCUACUACUUCCCUGGGCCCUGUCAGCCUAGAUGUUAUGAACAGCACUUGCAGCAUCAUCAGCCAAACAUGCCUCCUGCACCCUGGUCCUCUGCUUUAAAGGAUGUUGCAGUCACUUCACCUCUUGGAUACUGUUCUGUUGCUUUUAAUCUUACUGGAAACUCAUUGUAUGGGAGUAAAAACUCCAGACUCUGCUUCUUCAGAGUGUUACCCACAUUCCUUUGUGCUCGUUUUAAGAGGCAGUUUCAAACACUGUCAAGACCAGCCCUCUCUCUGGUGCACCCAGACUGGGACUAUCAGACAAAUGCAGUCUGAAGAAGCAAUCCAUUUUUCCUUUGUGUUGAGGACUCCCAAGUUAACUAAAUGGGCAAUGAAGCUGUGAGCAAACAGUGUGCAGGACCACGUUUUUGCUUUCUUGACCUCACAUUUUGCACAGAAGCUUUCUCAAUGAACAGCUGGCUGCAAUCCUGGCAUAUUGACACCGGCCCAUUUAGAAUGAUGUCCAGAAGGGUGUUUAUCACCACAAAUGGUUUAGGAGCCUGCAACUCCCAGUGCCCACAGUAGAUGCUCAGCACUUGUAUGGGUUGGUUGCCAAGGUCAAUAAUCCAGCAAGGCAUUAAGCCCAUGCUUCACUUUAACCACAUGGGCAAUCUUGUUGACUUCAGACGCUCACCUGCUUAAAAAUAAGCACAUGCUUAAGUGCUUUGCUUGAACGGAGCUGAUAGCGAUCACGGCCAUCAACACCUAUAAUAUUUG
Molecule: messenger RNA, 4378 nt
Organism: Dermochelys coriacea (leatherback sea turtle)
Lineage: Eukaryota; Metazoa; Chordata; Testudines; Dermochelyidae
Gene: SLC4A8
Product: solute carrier family 4 member 8
Exons: 24
Coding region: 67-3321 (1084 amino acids)
Biological process (GO): bicarbonate transport; transmembrane transport; regulation of intracellular pH
Cellular component (GO): plasma membrane
Molecular function (GO): monoatomic anion transmembrane transporter activity; sodium:bicarbonate symporter activity; solute:inorganic anion antiporter activity
Source: RefSeq, a predicted model, not a curated record